Messenger RNA from Triticum aestivum (bread wheat), 1425 nucleotides. RefSeq lists its product as uncharacterized. Bases 1016 to 1342 code for a protein of 108 amino acids. The transcript is spliced from 3 exons. The record is from RefSeq and is a predicted model, not a curated record. Lineage: Eukaryota; Viridiplantae; Streptophyta; Magnoliopsida; Poales; Poaceae.
GCUGCCUGCCCUAUGUUGUAUGCCUCAAAGCCUCCGGUAUUGCCAGAUCCGUGUUCAUGGGUUCGGAGGCGGUGCCACCCUUCGACGGCAGAUGCAGCCCAGCCAACCCCCUUCCGACAUGGUGGCUCCGACCGGCGUUGGCUUCCUCAUCUUCGCUUCCAGAUACGGCGGCUAUGGGAUUGCUCAGCCUCAGGCCAGAGAGAAAUCCCUGCUCGGCUUGCCGAUGUUGGCAGCGUGGUCUUCGGAUGUCGUUUCCUUCUUGGAGGCGCUGUCAAGACCCUUGGUUGCGCCCCUCUUUGAGCUCGGAGGAAACCCUAAGUCUGGUCUCUCCAGACCGGAUGGCGACGGCGUCUCGGCGUCGUGCUCCUUUUUGAAGGCGCCAUCUUACCCGCUCGCGGUGUCCCCGGUUUUGGUUCGCAAGAUGUUGGUGCUUUUGUUGGUUCGGCGUUGCCAAAGUUGGUUUGGGCUUGGUAGGUUUUAGCUGUGUUGUAUCCCCUGUUCGGGCCGAGCAUCCCUUACCUUUAUGCUCCGGAUACUCACGCUUACCUGCGUUAGUGUCAUGUGUUGUAUCCCAUGUGUAAAGUAGGCAAUCAUAUCGAUUCGAGUCCGUCAUCGUCUCCUCUUGUCGCUAGAAUCGAGAUGGAGGUCCUCCUCCCGGGUAACUUUCUUCCUGCCCGGACUCGUUAAGUUCUGGAAAGUAACCCUAUUUGAGUCCGGUAUAAGGUUCCGUUAGACGUAUAUACAGUACUAGCUACUACUGUAUUACGUAUGUCAGUUGUCAGCCCAUAUACAAGUCCGAUUCAAACGAGUGUCCGAGUAGGAGAGGGCGUACAGUACAUAGGCACGCAUAAUAAGUAGCCUCUCUGUUGUGAUAUACGGUGAAUCGUGAGAGAAAAACACAGAGAAGAGAGGGAAGGCAGCCAUUGUUGGCCAAAGAGUUUCUGAGGUGUGUGGAACCGCACGUACGCCACCUAAAAACUUGCGGGUCGUCCCGGCCGGCAAACAACAGCAAGCAAUGAGCUUCAUCUUCAGCGACCUCAAUUUCUUGGCUGCGGCGUCGGGUUUAGGCGGGAGCGUCCUCCACGGCCGCGUCAAGCUCACCACCCUCAAGCCGCGAGAAAUUACGGAACAGCGCCUGAUCAAACGGGGCGAUUCGGUGGUCGCGCAAGCCAAGGCUCGUUGGACCGUGUUUCCCUCGCUGUCGACCUGGGAGGAUACGGAGGACUUGAAGCUCAACUUUCCAGACCUGGUUGUACCUCACAGUGUGAUGGAGCAGCCAAUACUAGCGCUGGGCCGGCAGGCUGAAUGUAGUUAUCCGUGGUGGGCCAUUUCAGCCUUGUAGCUGAUUGAGCUUUAAUCUUUCUUUUUUAGAAACAAGGCAAAAGACUCGUCAUUUCUGCUAAUUAAGAAAAAAGGUUUAGACAA